Molecule: messenger RNA, 625 nt
Organism: Marmota flaviventris (yellow-bellied marmot)
Lineage: Eukaryota; Metazoa; Chordata; Mammalia; Rodentia; Sciuridae
Gene: Znf593
Product: zinc finger protein 593
Molecular function (GO): zinc ion binding; nucleic acid binding
Source: RefSeq, a predicted model, not a curated record
CAUUGAGCUUUAGGGAAGCGCGUACACGUGCGGCCCCCUCUCCGCUCCCUGCCCUCUCGUCCCGCUGUCACUGGCCAUGGGUCGCUCCCGCCGCACAGGCGCGCACCGAGCGCACUCCUUGGCCCGCCAAAUGAAGGCUAAGCGGCGGCGACCCGACCUGGAUGAGAUUCACCGCGAGCUGCGGCCGCAGGGUCCGGCACCGGCAAAGCCCAACCCGAACACAGAGCCCGACCCUGACCUGCCGGGGGGCGGCCUGCAUCGCUGUCUGGCCUGCGGGAGGUACUUUGUCGAUUCCGCCAACCUGAAGACCCACUUCCGAUCCAAAGACCACAAGAAAAGGCUGAAGCAGCUGAGCAUUGAGCCCUACAGUCAGGAAGAGGCAGAGAGGGCAGCGGGCAUGGGUUCCUAUGUGCCACCCCGGCGACUGGCAGUGCCCACAGAAGUGUCCACUGAAGUCCCUGAGAUGGACACUUCUGCAUGACAAGGCCUGAGGAUUCAGGGCAGAGGAGCUGCCUAUGGACAGCGGUGUAAGGGCUAGGCUGGGAGAGAGUGUGCCAAUCUCUUUGGAUUCAGGGUUUGGCCUCCUCUGGGUGCCUGUCCCCCAAUAAAGGAACUGGACAAAGGG